AUGGCACGGCAGCUCAACUUGGACACAGUGUGGCAAAACUUCUGGAAGGAGGAAUAUCUAAGGGAAAAGAUGUUGCGCUGUGAAUGGUACCGCAAGUAUGGGUUAUUGGUGAGGGCCAAGCAGAAGGCUAAGGCUGCAGCCCGCCUGCCCCUCAAACUGCCCACCCUGACACCCAAGGCCCGAGUCUCACCGCCACCUGUCCCCAAAGCAGUCCCUGCCAAGCCCCCUAGCCCUGUCUCUGAGGCUCCUUUUCAGACAGAAAUGUACCCAGUACUGCCUGCAACUCGGGCUCUGCUGUAUGAAGGCAUCUCCCAUGACUCCCAGGGGCGCUAUCACUACCUCAACACCCGAAAACUGGACGUGCCAGAGAAGCGCUAUCUCUUCCCGGUCACCACCAACUUCACAUAUGGCUGGCAGCUGGGUACCCCAGCAAAGCAAGAACUGGUCUCAUGCAAGAUGUGCCACAUAGAGUCGUUCUUCCGGAAGAAUGGGGCCUUUUCAAUGCUGGAUCCCCGGGAUCUGGCCCUCUGACCUUUGGCCUGUGGGAGGCACAAAAAAAUAACAGGCCUCCUGGUAGGGCGAAGCUGCGUUGUGUUUCUGGUCUGCUCUCCCUGGCCCUGAAGCUGCGUUCUAGGCCUUUCUGACCUGGCGGUAGACGUCUUUGCCUUUUCCUUAACUCCUAUCUCCUUAAUUAUCCCUUCAGAGACCCAGCAAUGCCCAGAGCCCAUCGGGAAGUGUGGGCGCUAUUCACCAGGUGCAGGCUUCUCAGCGCCAGGGGGCCACAGUAGCUCCUGGAAGUUCCGGGUAUUCCUGGGGAGGCAGUGGUCUGUCAUCCAGAUGUCAGGGAAAAGGGACUGCUAUCACUCCCCACAAAGCUCCCUGCCCGCCCCUCACCUGGCCCUGAGCGCCCGCAGCCACCGGGUCCUUUCCAGGUGCACUUGUUCUAGCUGCUUCUGCAGGGCGCUCCACCGCCCGGCCACGUCCUCCUAGGUAGGCAGAUGGCUGAGCCGGCGUCACUGGCCAGGGUAGCAACUGCAUCACACACCCGCCCCGCCCCGCCCCGCCCCUCCCGGGGCCAGGUCCGGAGGGACCCCCGCCUUCACCCCGGGCUCUUCUUGCCUGU
This is a messenger RNA of Marmota monax (woodchuck), 1123 nucleotides long. It is a transcript of the gene Spmip1, whose product is annotated as sperm microtubule inner protein 1. The record is from RefSeq and is a predicted model, not a curated record. The transcript is spliced from 2 exons. Lineage: Eukaryota; Metazoa; Chordata; Mammalia; Rodentia; Sciuridae. Bases 1 to 531 code for a protein of 176 amino acids.